GCGGGAGUCCGACCGACUGACAUUGAAGCUUAUCAUUACCAGUUCAACAUUCAGCAUAAAGUACAUGUAGCAGUUUGAUGAAUUCUAUCUCUUGGAAUAGUACAUGUAGCAGUUUGAUGAAUUCUAUAUCUUGGAAUAGUACAUGUAGCAGUUUGAUGAAUUCUAUAUCUUGGAAUGGGAAAACUCACUAAAGCAAAGGACAGUGAUUUGAAAAAAGAACCUGCUAGUCUGUUUACGAAGAUUGGAGCCAACAAAAAAAACCUGAUCUGUGAAAAUAUUAAAUCAGAAGUUGACAAAAUCAAGGAGAAGAAGUCUUCAUCUGAUCGUCGAUCUGCAUCAAAUUCUACUUGGGCAAAACCGUGUGACAAAUUCCAACAUAAUGAGGCUUAUUCCAGUGUUUCUGUCUUAGACAUUUCACCAAAUUUAAAGUCGAAGGAAAUUGCCAAACGAGAGACUGGUCCGUCAUGUGCAAUUGAGAAAAAUGGCACUAAAAAUAAUGAUAUAACGCCUACUAAAGUGUACAAAAACAGCACCAAACGGUUAGCGAAAGCCGGAAUAUCUCCAACUGCUAAGAAAGGCAUUCAUUCGUCUUUCUCCGAGACUGAUGCUAAUAAAGAUUGUAAACCUUUGAAACGUACACCAGCACCGACGUCCAGUUCUAAAGAUAUUGUAUCGUGCGAGAAUGACGAUAUUCUGUGUGAAAUAUUAAAUGAACUCCAUUGUGAAGAGCCUAAAAAUAAACAGCUAGUCGAAAAGAAGACGGCAUCCAAAUGUACUCCGAAAGAUGAAAACAGUUUAAGUAGAUCGAAGUCGACACCUGUACCGAGGACUUACAGAGAAUCAACUGUACGACCAUCGGAUCAGUUUAAUCGGCAUAUUGUCAUCAAUAUACAAAGAAAUCCAACUGAAGUUAUAUUAGAUGUUAAAUCGGAGAAUGAUGACGAGAUAAAACAAUGUAUACUUAGAGGUUUUUGGUGUGAUAGUCAUGUUAGUGUGGGAGAUAUUGUAAAUAUAUUAGUGGGGUAUAAAGAUGGAGUAUAUACCGUUGAUGAUAAGCAUGGACUACUUGUUAUAAAUCCCGAUUUCCUUCUAUCUGGAACAUCCAUUGUUUCGUCAGUAUUCUGUAUGAGAAGAUCUGUUUUAAAUGAGAAAUUUAAAGGAUGUGAUAGUAAGAAUGUACAUAUGUUAUAUGGUAGUAUAAUACAUUGUUUGUUUCAAAAGAUUUUGAAAAACAUGACUUACAAACAGGAAGAAAUUAUGGAUGCUGCUCAGAAUGUUUUGAAACUCAACAAAUUUAUACAUGAAAUGUAUAGUCAAGAUUCGGAUGAAACUGUGGUUUUGAGUGAAAUAGAAAAAUAUAUUCCACCUUUACAGAGUUGGGUAAAAAAACACACAGAUGCUGAUAAAACAAAAUACAACUCUACAGAAAUCUGUAUAAAUGAUGUUAAAGAUAUAGAGGAAAAUAUUUGGUCUCCAAGAUAUGGUGUUAAAGGAAAGAUUGAUCUAACAGUACAAGUAAAGAUACCAUCAGGCAAAAAUUCCUACCAGACUAAAACAGUUCCGUUAGAAUUGAAAACUGGUCGAACAACUUAUUCUGUAGAACACAAAGGACAAGUGACACUGUAUUCCAUGAUGAGCUCUGAUCGUAGAGAUGACCCAGAAGAAGGUUUGUUACUUUAUCUAAAAGAACCGUCCAUGAAAAUGAUUCCUGCUAAAAAUGAAAACAAAAAAGGUUUGUUGCAGUUACGAAAUGAAAUGGCGUAUUAUAUCAGUCACCAUGUUGAGAAGGAAGUAGACGAAGGUCAUGUGACCUAUAAUCUAGGCAAGUUACCGGAACCAAUCAACAGCCAGCGUUCAUGUAGUAAAUGUCCACAACUUUUAAACUGUGCUAUAUAUCAGAGAUCUGUAGAGAAGUAUGAUCACAGAGAGAGCCAUGCCAUGUAUCAACUGGUACCGGAAUCUUUAUCACAUCUAACGACAGAACAUCUGGAUUAUUUUAUACAUUGGAUGUUAUGUAUGGAUCUAGAAAAACAGGCAGCACAAAAUACUGAUAUCAAACAACUCUGGUGUUCUACUAGCAGUGAAAGAGAGCUAAGUGGUGAUUGUAUUGCUGGUCUUGUCAUUUAUAAAACGGAUGUAGGUCAGAUAUUAGCCAGUCAGAAUUAUUCCGAAGGUAGUGACUGUCUUAUCACAUUCACCAGACAUCACGAUUAUUCUCCAAUCAUGUUAAAUUCUGUUGGCAUGGUGAAGAAUGAUUUUGUUGUUAUAAGUACUGAAGAGUGUCAGUUAUUAGCUAUCAGUACAGGUGUAAUACAGAAUAUAACAGAUAAAUAUAUAUAUGUUGCUGUAGACAGAGAUACUUUACAUACGGAUAAAAUUUUACAGCGUAAAUUAUUUCGAUUAGAUAAGUGUAAUAAUUUUAAUACAAUGGGAUAUCUGUUUACGAAUUUAUCACGUCUCAUGUUGGAUGACCCUCAUAGUGCUAGAUUAAGAGAUUUGAUCAUUAACAAGAGGAAACCUGAAUUUAAUUUAACUUUAUCCAAGAAAUCUAUAGAAAAAGUGAAGAAACAUUUUAAAUCUAUGAACAAGCCUCAGAAAACGGCCAUUUUAAAGGUAUUGAUGAGUAAAGAUUAUGUGUUAGUAAAAGGUUUCCCUGGAACAGGAAAGACAUCAACAAUAGUAGCUUUAGUGAAGAUAUUGAGAUCUUUAGGACAAACAGUUUUAUUGACUAGUUAUACCCAUUCAGCUGUUGAUAAUAUACUACACAAGUUAAAACAGGAUGGAUUACCAUUUUUAAGGCUGGGUAGGUUAGCUAGAAUUCAUCCGAAUAUACAUGAUCAUUCAGCCGAAGUUUUAACGUCAAAGAUUACAAGCGUUGGUGAAUUAAGACGUUUUUACGCAUCUCAGGGUAUAGUAGCUACAAGUUGUCUGGGUACCAAUCAUCCUAUUUUUACACAGAGACGAUUUGACGUGUGUAUCAUUGACGAGGCAUCACAAGUAUUACAGCCCGCUUGUCUCGGACCUAUCUUUACUUCAGAUAAAUUUAUUCUAGUCGGUGAUUCUAAACAACUCUCGCCUGUUGUACAGAGUAGAGAAGCUAGAGAUCUAGGUAUGGAGGAAAGUCUGUUUAUAAGAUUAGAUGGAAUGGGAGCUAGUUAUGAACUUAAUUUACAAUACAGGAUGAAUAGAGUUAUAAUGAAGUUAGGUAAUGAACUUGUUUAUGGAGGUGCUCUACAGUGUGGUAGUAAAAUAGCUAGUGAAGGUUGUCUAGUAUUAUCUCAUCCAAUCAACAUGUCUGGUGAAUGUGAUUGGUUGAAACAAGUAUUAGACUGUAAUAUUAACCAAUCAGCUGUAUUUUGUGAUACUCAACAGGUACCGGCACCAGAAGUCUGUGAUAAAAAAGGUGUAAUUGAAAAUCCUGUAGAAGCAGAAAUUAUCUCAACGAUAAUACUAACUUUGUUAAAGGCGGGUAUUGAAGCAGUUGAUAUAGGAGUUAUUGCUCCAUACAGAAGUCAGGUCAAACUUCUCCAUUCACAGUUAAAAAAGAUCAAAGUUGAAGAGGUCGAGGUCAACACUGUUGAUCAAUAUCAAGGUCGUGACAAGAAGGUCAUAAUUAUUUCGUUUGUGAGAAGUUAUUCAGAGCGUUCCAAGUCCUCGAGAGGUGAGUUGUUAGAUGAUAUUAAAAGAUUAAAUGUAGCUGUAACUAGAGCUAAGUUAAAGUUAAUAAUGGUCGGAGAUAUAUCAACAUUAAAUAGAUAUACACCCUGUUCUACUAUAAUAACAUCCAUGAAAAACACAGAUCAAAUUAUCAAAUUACCCAAAGAUGCCCAUGUUCAACAUAGUGCAGAUAUAGAGGUCUGAAUCCGGAUGAAGAUUUACAAUAUUGAUGUUGAUGAAGAGAAGAAAAUUGUAAUGCAUUGUUACCAUAUUGCUGGGACUAUAAAAUACUAAUAUUAUGUACACACCCCUCUUUAUGUUUAGCCGGUUGUAAUUGACGAGGAGUAGGGUCACCUGUCAAACCGCGUGGGUUUUCUCCGGGUCCUCUGGUUUCCUCCCACUGCUAAAAGACUCCUACGCGCAAGCGAAUUAUUGAAAUAAAAUUGAAUCAUAUGUUAGUCCCGAAAUUACCUAGUUUGUGUCGAGUAAACGUUAAACCCCAUUUCUCUCUCUCUCUCUCUCAAUGUUUAGGGAUCAAGUGGACUAAUGCAUGCACUUUAGAUAAUAGUGGUUGUCAUUGAGUCAAUAUUAUAUAAUGUCAAUAGGUAUGACAUAUUCUUAGAACCUACAAAAAUUAAAUAUCGUACUAAGUCAUAAAUAGAUUGCAUAAAAUAAGAAUUAUAUAUUUUAUUUAAUGCAUACAGAUUUGUAUUUAUUUUAUUACUUCAUAUUGGUCGUAUCAAAAUGGUUUUUCAAAGAAUCAAUUUCAAAACUUCACCUAAUUAAUCAUAAUCCAUUAUUUCCACAUAAAGAAUUUUAUUACUUCCAUUCAUGUAAUUAUCAUGAAAUUGUAAAUCAUU
Patella vulgata (common limpet) is the source of this 4517-nucleotide messenger RNA. Its product is annotated as DNA replication ATP-dependent helicase/nuclease DNA2. Gene Ontology annotation, cellular component: cytoplasm. The record is from RefSeq and is a predicted model, not a curated record. Gene Ontology annotation, molecular function: 5'-flap endonuclease activity; single-stranded DNA helicase activity. The coding region runs from base 175 to 3861 and encodes 1228 amino acids. Gene Ontology annotation, biological process: replication fork reversal. The transcript is spliced from 31 exons. NCBI's taxonomy places the organism in Eukaryota, Metazoa, Mollusca, Gastropoda, Patellidae.